Molecule: messenger RNA, 3088 nt
Organism: Caenorhabditis angaria
Lineage: Eukaryota; Metazoa; Nematoda; Chromadorea; Rhabditida; Rhabditidae
Source: the annotation of a GenBank genome assembly
AUGACCAAUAAUAGUUCGACAACAACGACAGAUGCACCACUUCAGGUACUUGAAAAAAUCAUUUUCUGAUUUGAAAAUUCAAAGAAAUCAAAAGAAUAUAUUUUUAGCUUGAAUAUCCGAUGGAAUGGAACGCGUUUCACAUAUUCCUAAUAUUAUUAAUUCUUCUUGUCGUUGUUGGAAAUUCGAUGGUGAUAUUUGCAGUGACUGUAGACAGAAAAUUGAGAUCUGUCACAACUAAUAAAUUCAUCGCAUCGUUAGCCGUUUCGGAUUUAUUAGUCGGACUUGUCGUCAUGCCACUUUCACUAUAUUAUAAGGUGAGUGAUGAGCACGUGGUUUGUUGUUUUUGGCGUCAGGAACAGCUCACUCUAGAUAAUCCUCAAAGAUUGGGGAUUAAUCACUAUUUAAUCUAAUUUUGCAAGAUCAAAUUUUGAUGAUUUUUCUGAACGCAUUAAAUGGGACGAGGGAAAACAAAAGAGAGAAUCAUCAAUAAUUUCACCUUAAAAUCUAAAUUCUAAGCGUUCAGAUUUUAAAAUCUUUAUGAUUAUCUUAUCCUAAACGUGCUUUAGAUCUUAAAAUGCCUCUAGAUUUACUAUGCUUUUGAAGAAUAUAAAAUGUUUCAAAUAUUUUGCAGAUGCAUAGUGACCACUGGACUCUUGGUUAUAUGUGGUGUCAAUUCCAUCUUGUCUCAGGCGUGUUUUCGACAACGGCUAGCAUCGUUCAUCUUGUCGCAAUUUCUCUAGACAGAUAUUUUGCAAUAAUGUUCCCCACAGAAUAUCAAAGACAUUCUGUGUCUACCUCAACUGUUCCAUAUAUUGUUAUGAUUUGGUUGAUGGCGUUAGCAGUUAGCUCAACUUUAUUUAUGGAACGUGGCGCGUUGUUUGAUGGAAAUUGUUGGAUCAAUAAUCCACAAUAUAUUGUGCUCAGCUCGUUUUUAUCAUUUUUCUUGCCUGGAGCAAUUGUGGUGUAUUUGUACAUGAAAAUUUUCCGAAAAUUGCGAAAUCAUCAACUUUACAUGUUUGGUCAAUUGACUCAUCGAAGUGGCGAGCGACGACAUUCUCUACCACGUGUUAUUAUUGAAGAAGUCAGAUCUCGACGAGGUUCUCGAUUAUCACAAAGUGGAUCCCAAUCAGGAAGUCCGACUCGAAGACAAAGCGGUGGAAGCAAAGAAAGAUCACCUAGUCAACCGGAUAUUCACAUUGUUUCGAAACCGCAACAAAGGUAUCUUUUUAGUCUUUCGUUUUAUUCUCCGGGGAGUUUUAGGGAUUAAUUAAAUUUUCGGAUGUGAUGUAUUUGACAAAUUGCAUUUUUUCUUAUUGCUCUGCUCUCGCGCGAAAACGACAAAGACCAACUAAAUAUCUCAUUUCAGAUGGCGAUCGCCCACAAUUUGUGCGGAAACUUUGGCACAUGAUCGUUUGUUGGCAGCGAAAAAACGCGUGUCAAUUGUUCCCGAUCCUCCAUCGAUGGAUGUUUCAGUGAAUAUGGCAUCAAUGGAUCAAAUGAAAGAUGAACAUAUGAAUAAUAGGUACUGUAAACAUACGUUGCAAUCAAAAGUUCAAGUAAUCAAAUAUUCAUUCCAUGAAUAUAUUAAGGCGACUAGGAAAAUAAAAAAAAAGAAAAAAACUUCGAAAAUAGAAAAACAGGAAAUUGUGGGAAGAGAUCAAACAUGAUGUGUGAUUACAGAUUACGAGAAGAGGAAUUGCUUGGAAAUGAGAAUUCGGAAGUGGUUCGUCGGAAAAUGUCAGAAGAACAAGUUCGAAAAUUGAGCGACGAUCGGAAACGUGUUAUUAAUGAGCGGAGAAGAUCAAGCACCAGUGAGAAUCCAAAUGGAGUGCCAAUUAUGGCGGCUUUCCAAAGAGCAUAUCAGGAAGUGCGUGCGGGGAGAAGAAGGUCGACUCAUGAUAAUAGUAAGGGAUUUUUUCAAGAAGAAAAACAAAUCUCAUUGUUUUUUUUUCAGCAUUCCAUUUUCCAUCACUGACAACUGUAAAUGAACCGAGUGAACCUGAAGAGGAUUCUAGAGAAUCAACUGCUAUGAUCCAUAAACUUUCUAGUGGUUCAAGUAUUGCAGAAACCGUUAUUGCACUUCUUCCAAAAUCAUCUACUCCGCUAACGAAAACUGAUUCACAUGAUGAAUCUGUAUCAACAGAAGCUAGUCAAAAACCCCUUCUUGAUGUUCCAGUUCAUAGAUACACCAAGAAAUCGCACCAUCAAACACAAAGAUACCAACCAUCAAUUCCAGCUCCAACUUUUUUGAUGGUUCCAGCAAUGAUGUCAGUAAACACUCCACCAUUGACACCGCAAUCAAAAGAGAUCACACCAAUUGUUGGCGCUUCUUUAUUACAAGUUCCAAGAUUAUUUGACUGUCCGUCACCAUGCAGUGUUCCUUCAAAUAGCAGUCAUUCAUCAUACACAUCUGCAAGUGGAAGUAGCGAUACUUAUCGAAGAAUUUCAAUGAAUAGUUACGGAAGUAGUUUGACUGAUGGCACGGAAUCCACUUUUGAAGGUGAUUCUCGAAGAUCAUCGGCUUGGUCAACAAUUCGAGCAGCUGUUUUUGAUAGAGCACAAAUUAGAGGAGGAAAAGCAAGUGUUGAUAUAACUGUUGAUAGAACAAAUGGAUCACCGUCGAAGAAGAUGUCAACUAUAAGCCGAGGGAAAUUGCGAAGAAUUGCAACACAAGUAACACGUGCAAUAAGACGAAAACGUAGAGAAUCAAUGGCAAUUCGAAGAGAAUCAAGAGCUACUAGAGUAGUUGCCGCUAUUCUAAGUGAGUGCAUUUUUCUUUUAGAAAUAAUAAUAUUAAAACUAACUAUUUUCAGUCGCUUUCUUAAUUUGCUGGAUUCCAUAUUUCUGCAUCUCAAUUAUUCGUGGUGUUUUGAUGGGUUUUCAACUUUCAUACAACAUCAAUUUUCAUCUCUCACUCUUCGUCUGGACUUCAUGGCUGGGUAAUUCACAAAAGUUUCUUUUUUUCAAAAAAAAAGUACAAAUGUUUUCAGGAUAUGCUCAUUCGUGUUUCAAUCCCCUUAUAUACAUGUGCCUCAAUAAAAAUUUCCGGAUUACGAUGAGAAAGUUGAUGAGGAAAACGAAAGAGUAA